AUGCAGAAAAAAGAUACACCCGAGUCACCGCUUCCAAAAGCCCCAGGCGGGCGUUUUCCCCAUCUGUAUCCCGCGGCAUUUUCUACUAUUGGUAAUGUCAUCUUUGUCAUCGGUCCGCCAGGAAGUGGCAAGGGCACGUUGUGCUCUCGCAUAUGCGCAGAGUAUCCUCGCCGCUUCAAGCACCUGUCAGUCGGAGAUUACCUCCGGGAGCUUGUCGGCUCCAACGCAUCGGGUGGUGCCUCAUCCCCGCCUAACAUCCCAGCUCUUCGUCCUGGUGCCCUCCGGCCGGAAGAAAUCGCAAGAUACGUGCGAGAGAGCAAGCUCCUUCCGCCGAACACCCUCAUACAACUGAUCAAGGCAAAACUACUCGCUGAGUUUACUCCGUCCGACACCUUCUGGCUGAUUGAUGGGUUCCCUCGUGACGAAAAGUCCGCUGAGGAAUUUGAGAUGCAUUUCGGUGCGCCAAAGGGCCUGAUCCAGCUCACUUGCGACGAGUCAAUCGCCCGUCAGAGGUUUCUCGAUCGCCGGCGAGCUCCUUCAGACAACGAAGAGGCCUUCGAGAGGCGACUGAAACAGCACUAUGACAGCUUGGACUGGAUUGCCAUUCGUUACUGUCUACUGGAGUACCGAAUGCGUGUCAAUUCCGGCGUAGUGGGCUGGGUCAGUCAGGCUCUGGACGCUAUCAGGCAAGAUUGCGCCGAAAUUGUUGACAAACCUGACACGGCUGCGGCACGGGAAGAAAAUAAACUGUAA
Diaporthe batatas is the source of this 753-nucleotide messenger RNA. RefSeq lists its product as uncharacterized. Bases 1 to 753 code for a protein of 250 amino acids. The transcript has 3 exons. Gene Ontology annotation, molecular function: ATP binding; UMP kinase activity. Gene Ontology annotation, cellular component: nucleus; cytoplasm. Gene Ontology annotation, biological process: UDP biosynthetic process; CDP biosynthetic process. The record is from RefSeq and is a predicted model, not a curated record. NCBI's taxonomy places the organism in Eukaryota, Fungi, Ascomycota, Sordariomycetes, Diaporthales, Diaporthaceae.